CUUGGUGGGAAGCGCUGGCCGAGGCGGCGGGAACGUGCGUCCCACGGGACCGUCGGUCCCAGACCAGCCCCGGCUCCCCAUCGCCGCGGCGCCUCGGUCUCAAGCGCUGAGCACUACAACUCCCGGCAUGCCGUGAACGUGAUGGCGGAGGCUCGGGGGCGGUGUCCAGCCCUGCGGAGGUCCCCGCUCCCCCGCCCCGUCCCCUCGGCAGCCCGGGCUGCGCGCGGAGCCGGGACGCGAGCCAUGGAGGAGCCGCUUCCGCCGCCUCCGCCGGUGGGCUCCAGCAAGCCGCACCUGGAGAAGCUGACGCUCGGGAUCACCCGCAUCCUAGAAGCAUCCCCAGGUGUGACAGAGGUCACCAUCAUAGAAAAGGCACCUGCUGAGCAUCAUAUGAUUUGUUCAUGGGAACAAAAAAAUAAUUGUAUACUGCCUGAGGAUGUGAAGAAUUUUUACCUGAUGACCAAUGGCUUCCACAUGACAUGGAAUGUGAAGCUGGAUGAGCACACCAUUCCAUUGGGCAGCAUGGCAAUUAACAGUAUUGCAAAACUGACUCCACUCCACCAGUCUUCUAUGUACUCACUUCCUAAUGCACCAACUCUGGCUGACCUGGAGGAUGAUCCACAAGAAGCCAGUGAGAACCAGCCAGAGAAGCCUCACUUUGAUUCUCGCAGUGUGAUAUUUGAGUUGGAUCCUUGCAAUGGAAAUGGGAAGGUUUGCCUUGUCUACAAAAAAGGGAAACCAGCAUUAGCGAAAGACACUGAGAUUUGGUUCCUGGACAGAGCAUUAUACUGGCAUUUUCUCACAGAUACCUUCACCGCCUAUUACCGCCUGCUCAUUACACACCUGGGCCUGCCCCAGUGGCAGUAUGCCUUCACCAACUAUGGCAUUAGCCCACAGGCCAAGCAAUGGUUCAACAUGUACAAACCCAUCACCUGCAACACAAGCCUGCUCACCGAAGAGACUGACUCCUUUGUGAACAAGCUGGAUCCCAGCAAAGUGUUCAAGAGCAAGAACAAGGUCUUAAUCCCCAAAAAGAAAGGGCCUGCUCAGCCUCCAGGUAGCCAGAAAGGGCCCUCAGGUCCGCCGGCCACCCUUAAACCCUCCUCUGGCUCUGGAAACCCUGUCCGGAAAUGAGCACCCCACCUCCAGCUCCCUGUCGGCCCCACAGCGAUGAUUUCCAUGCACAGAUACCCCAGGGGUGGCCCAAGCGUGAGGGCCUCCUGCCAUCUGAGUGACCUAAAUCCCAGGCAUUUUACUCCCAUUAGCAUUAGCCAGGAGUUGGGAGGGCAUACUCAGGUUUUUCCAAGAGUCCUCUCAUCCCCCCCGCAACAGGUUGUGCCGCCCCCUAUCUCUGGAAGCUGUGGAGAGUUUUGUCUUGUUUAAGUAGCCAAAUAGAUCUGUUAAGAGCUUCCUCUGUUUUCAGUCACAACCCCCUAUCCAGCAGUGAUUGAAGAGUCCCUCAAAGAAACCAUGGGGUUUGAUCCAUGAGGCAUUAGGACUGCCAUGUUCAGUUGGUUGCCACUAGUCACAUGUGGCUAUUUAAAUUAUAAAUAUCCACUUCCUUAUUAUGUAUAUUACAUUAUAGCUACAUUUUGCAUAUUCAUGUGGCUAGUGGAUUCCAUACAGACAGCACAGAGAUGAGACAUUUCUGUCAUCACAGAAAAUUCUAUGGGACAGCCCCCGAAUUAGAAUAUUUUCACACUGCUCUUCCUCAGAUCAGUUAAUAUUUGUUACCAAAUAUUGAUACCUUAAUUUGAUGGUCAUAAUGUUCCUUGAAAAUAUAAUUGUAUGUUCUUCAUAUCCUUUAUCACAAACAAAUCUCCCACUGCUCAGGUCUUUUUCAGUUUUUUAUAGUUUCUCAUCUACAUCAGUUUCCUAUAAAGUUUUUUGCUUCCAGUUUUGUGUUGUGAUGUUUGCACUUUUGCCAAAAUUAUCUUUCUCUAAAGGAGAGGUGAUUAUGCUAUACUCUAACCAUUUAAAAACAAACUCUCAAGAAUUACUUUGCAGCACUCUUCAUAAAGAGCUUUGAUGCAACCAGUCACUGUUUUCCAGACCUUUCCACCUGCUCUGCCUACUCAGCCUGCUCACAGCUGUUCAACCUUUCAUGGUGUGGCUGAAAAGGAUAAGACUGGAUCCAGGUUGUCAAGGACAUCGCUGAAGUUUAGUCUUCCAGAAGUACUUUUUUCUGCCAGAACUGGUCAAAUCAAAGAGAUUCUAGCCUUUAGCUGCUUCUCCAAGACAAGACAAGGUUAGAGGGGAAUUGAGAAGUCAUGUCACCUUCCAGGGUGGCAGGUAUUCUUUCCCUAAGUCCGUCCUGAUUUAGUUCUAGAUUUUUACAAGUGAAGCAGCAGAGGAGCCACAAGAGCAGUGGUGCCCUUUAAAUCAGUGGCAAUCAGUGAGGGUCCUCAAAGGGCUGUGGACUAAAGGGGUUGUAUAAGGAAAGACUCAAGACCUGCCUUGGGAGGAGCAAAGCAGUGAAGAGCAGAGCUGGCUGGCUACCUAAUGUGUAGGACCCAGUGCAAAAUGAAGAUGUGAGGCCUCUGGUUCAAUAAUCAGGAAACUACCAUUAAGGUACUAAAAUGUUUCCUUUCUUUCAUGGUCUCUAACAGCUUGUUAUAGUGGUUUUUGCUACUUAAUGCUGUUCUAAGUAAAAUUAAAAUUUUAAAUUAGAAGCAUUAAUUUUAUCAUUCAUCUUGAUAUUGUCUAAUUCCAGUUUUAGCUACAAAUAUAAAACACUUAACUCAUGCAGAAUGACCAAAAUUCUAUAAUUUGUAUUUCAUAGCUUAUGUAUACAUAUUGUAUGCAUAUGUAUUCUUACCAAAACUGUGGAAACUGCAUAAAACUAGCUCAAAUGUUA
Messenger RNA from Miniopterus natalensis, 2857 nucleotides. RefSeq names its product tubulin polyglutamylase complex subunit 2 (gene TPGS2). The record is from RefSeq and is a predicted model, not a curated record. NCBI's taxonomy places the organism in Eukaryota, Metazoa, Chordata, Mammalia, Chiroptera, Miniopteridae. Gene Ontology annotation, biological process: protein polyglutamylation.